This is a messenger RNA of Drosophila grimshawi, 1646 nucleotides long. RefSeq names its product phenylalanine--tRNA ligase alpha subunit (gene alpha-PheRS). Lineage: Eukaryota; Metazoa; Arthropoda; Insecta; Diptera; Drosophilidae. The transcript has a single exon. Gene Ontology annotation, molecular function: phenylalanine-tRNA ligase activity; ATP binding; tRNA binding. Gene Ontology annotation, cellular component: phenylalanine-tRNA ligase complex; cytoplasm; cytosol. Gene Ontology annotation, biological process: phenylalanyl-tRNA aminoacylation. The coding region runs from base 114 to 1607 and encodes 497 amino acids. The record is from RefSeq and is a predicted model, not a curated record.
AUUUUUUGUUAGCAUCGACAAAAAAAAGACACGCAAAACACGCGAUUUGUAAUUGGUGCAAAAAUUCGCAUACGUCUUCAUUAGUCUUGAAAUUGUUGUCGGCGUCGAUCAUUAUGCAUCCCGAUCUCACUGAGCGCAUCCUAUUGCAUUUGGAGUCCGUUGACAAGGUCGACACACUCGAUCUAGCCACGCAAUUCAACGUUGACCACCAGAAAGUUGUCGGCGCUCUGAAGAGCAUUCAGGCACAUGGCGAUCUGGUUAAUGCGGAGACAGUCACUCACAAAACACUCGGAUUAACGGACGAGGGCCAGUCGGUGGUCGAGAAGGGCAGCCACGAGGCAACCGUCUAUGGUUUGGUGCCCGCGGAGGGCAUUCCCCAGGCGGUGCUUAUGGUCAAUGGUGGACCGAAUGCUAAGGUUGGCUUCAGCAAGGCCAUGUCUCACGGCUGGAUAUUGGUGGAUAAGAGCGUGCAGCCGCCACUGAUUAAGCGUAAGGUCGAUCAGAUUGUCGAUACCGUCAGGGAGCAGCUUGUCCUGGUGGCAAGCGGUAAAUCGCAAUUGUCGGCCAAGGAUGUGGCCGAUUUCAAGAAGCGCAAACUGCUCCAGGAGACAACCACAAAGAGCUUCGUACUGAGCAAGGGUCCCGAGUUUAGCACAACGCUGACCAAACUGGAAACGGACCUCACCGUGGACAUGCUGACCAGCGGUCUGUGGGAGCAGCUAAAAUUCAAAUCAUAUAAUUUUGAUGCGCUAGGAGCGACACCGACACGUGGCCAUCUGCAUCCAUUGCUCAAGAUGCGCUCCGAAUUCCGUCAGAUCUUCCUUGAGAUGGGCUUCUCGGAGAUGCCGACCAACAACUAUGUGGAGUCAUCUUUCUGGAAUUUUGAUGCAUUGUUCCAGCCGCAACAGCAUCCGGCACGCGAUGCUCACGAUACAUUCUUCAUUAAUCAUCCGGCGCAGAGUUACAAGUUUCCCCACGAGUACUUGCAGCGUGUGAAGGCCAUUCACUCCAAAGGCGGCUACGGUUCUUUAGGCUACGGCUACAAUUGGAAGCUGGACGAGGCACAAAAGAAUCUAUUACGCACCCACACAACGGCCGUCAGUGCCCGGAUGCUGUUCAAGCUGGCCAAUCAGCCGGGUGGCUUCACGCCGGCCAAGUACUUUAGCAUUGACAAGGUGUUCCGCAACGAGACACUGGAUGCCACACAUUUGGCCGAAUUCCAUCAGGUGGAGGGUGUUAUUGCCGAUGUUGGCCUAACGCUGGGCGAUCUCAUUGGCACGCUAUAUGAAUUUUUCCGGAAACUGGGCAUCACCCAAUUGGAAUUUAAGCCGGCAUACAAUCCGUAUACGGAACCAAGUAUGGAGAUAUUCUGCUAUCAUCCGGGUCUGCGCAGAUGGAUUGAAGUGGGUAAUUCGGGCAUCUUCCGACCGGAAAUGUUGCUGCCCAUGGGUCUGCCGGAGAAUGUUAAUGUUAUCGCCUGGGGUUUGUCGCUCGAACGGCCAACGAUGAUCAUGUAUGGCAUUAACAAUAUUCGCGAUCUGGUUGGACCCAAGGUCGAUCUGAAAAUGGUUGAAGACGGACCCAUUUGUCGCUUGGAUUACAUUUAAUUGCGUUUUCUAAUUGAAAAAUAUACAUUUUUAACUAUA